Ilex paraguariensis (yerba mate) is the source of this 738-nucleotide messenger RNA. NCBI's taxonomy places the organism in Eukaryota, Viridiplantae, Streptophyta, Magnoliopsida, Aquifoliales, Aquifoliaceae. The record is from the annotation of a GenBank genome assembly.
AUGAACUCUUCCUUUAAUCUCUCAUCAGUGACUGUGACUCAAAACCUCAAACUCAUUAGGUUUCAUCAGUACCCACAAAACUCUGAUUCAGAGAUGAACACAGAAACCAUUUCUCAAUCUGACUUCGCCGUUCUUGAAUCCAUAAGAGACCAUCUUCUCAACGAUUCUGAGUUUUCCGAUGAUUUUCCGACGGCAAAUUCAUGCAAUACUGCACCAUUUGAUGACCCAAUUUCAAGAUUGAGCAGUGAAAUUUUAACUGGGAGUUGGGUAGUAGAGGAAACACAGCUUAAUGUGAAUCAUCAUUCCCAAAAAAUGGUAGAAGAGUUGGUGGUGGCGCGUGGCUAUCGCGCGCCACCGCAAUGGACGAGGUAUAGAGGAGUGAGGCGGCGACCAUGGGGGAAGUUUGCGGCGGAGAUAAGGAGCCCGGCGAAGAAAGGAGCGAGAGUGUGGCUUGGGACGUACGAGACGCCUGAGGAUGCUGCAUUGGCUUAUGACCGAGCAGCUUUUAAACUGCGUGGCUCGCGGGCUUUGCUUAAUUUUCCACAUCUGAACGGAGCCAAGAUGUCUGAGCCGGUGAGGGUGACGUCACGGAGGCGGGCACCGGAGUCUCUGUCAGGUUUGUCCUCGUCGGAAAGUGGGAAGAAGAGGAGGAAGACGGUGGUUGGCUUGGCGGAGAAAGCGGAGUUGGAGAGUGGAGACUCCAGUGGAGGUGUCUCAAAUGGGCAUAUUGCCAUCUGA